Molecule: messenger RNA, 9238 nt
Organism: Chinchilla lanigera (long-tailed chinchilla)
Lineage: Eukaryota; Metazoa; Chordata; Mammalia; Rodentia; Chinchillidae
Gene: Diaph2
Product: diaphanous-related formin 2
Exons: 28
Coding region: 564-3887 (1107 amino acids)
Biological process (GO): actin cytoskeleton organization; actin filament polymerization
Cellular component (GO): actin filament; cytoplasm
Molecular function (GO): actin binding; small GTPase binding; microtubule binding
Source: RefSeq, a predicted model, not a curated record
AAUCCUUCUGGUCCUCAGUUUCCUCAUCUCUAAAAUGGGCUACCCUACUUCUCUCCUGACAGGUUUGCUCCCAUUUCACAGCAGGCUAGUGGGAAGUGAAAUCAGUGCUUAACCACAGCUGCAAGUCAUCUGUUAGGCUCGGGUCGCUGCGCCGGGCAUGCUCAGUAGCCAGGCCGGCUCCGCGCGGAGUAGGAAGCGGCUUUCCGCGCCGGGGCGGUAGACUGUAGGCACUUUGAUGAAUCACGUGCGUUGAGGCCCUCUUAAAGAGAUAGUCACCUACUUUCCCUCUGCCCUAAACACCGCCCCAGGGCGGCGGCGACCGUGGUAAUUGCAGCCGGUUAGGGCAGGGCUUGCCCCAGCGCGGAGUAGUGGCAACACCGUGGUCGCGUCGGGGGUGCCGGGGAGCCGGGGGGCCCGGGGGCCUGAAAGCGGCUGCUUCCCGGCAGACACACUCUCCCUAAGGAAGACGUGCUGCCGAAUCGGCGCGGCGGCGUGAGCACCCGGGGCUAACUCAGUUGAGGAGAGGUGGGGUUACGGGGCACAGGUGACAGGGCCGGAGAAAGAUGGAGCAGCCCGGGGCGGCGGCGGCGGGAGCGGGAGGCGGCGGCGAGGAGCCCGGUGGGGCCCGGAGCAACAAGCGGAGCACGGGAAACCGGGCCUCCAACGAAGAGGAAACGAAAAACAAACCCAAACUGAACAUUCAAAUAAAAACUUUGGCAGAUGAUGUGCGUGAUCGAAUUACAAGUUUUAGAAAAUCUACAGUCAAAAAAGAAAAACCUCUUAUUCAACAUCCUAUUGAUUCUCAAGUCGCGAUGAGUGAGUUUCCAGCGGCUCAGCCAUUGUAUGACGAAAGAUCUUUGAAUUUGUCAGAAAAGGAAGUACUGGAUCUCUUUGAAAAAAUGAUGGAGGACAUGAACCUUAAUGAAGAAAAGAAAGCUCCUUUACGAAACAAAGAUUUUACCACAAAGCGUGAGAUGGUUGUCCAGUAUAUUUCUGCUACUACCAAAUCUAUAGUUGGAAGUAAAGUUACGGGUGGGCUGAAAAACAGCAAACAUGAAUGCACCCUGUCUUCACAAGAAUAUGUUCAUGAAUUACGAUCUGGUAUUUCAGAUGAGAAACUUCUUAACUGCCUAGAAUCCCUGAGGGUUUCUUUAACUAGUAAUCCUGUCAGCUGGGUUAACAACUUUGGCCAUGAAGGUCUUGGACUGUUACUGGAUGUGCUGGAAAAGCUCCUGGACAAAAAACAGCAAGAAAAUAUCGACAAGAAGAAUCAAUAUAAACUAAUUCAGUGCCUCAAAGCAUUUAUGAAUAAUAAGUUUGGAUUGCAAAGGAUUCUAGGAGAUGAAAGAAGUCUUUUACUACUGGCAAGAGCAAUUGAUCCCAAACAACCCAACAUGAUGACUGAGAUAGUAAAAAUACUUUCUGCUAUUUGCAUUGUUGGAGAAGAGAACAUUCUGGAUAAACUUUUAGGAGCUAUAACUACUGCAGCAGAAAGAAAUAACAGGGAACGAUUUUCACCAAUUGUGGAAGGAUUAGAAAAUCACGAAGCCUUGCAAUUACAGGUGGCCUGCAUGCAGUUUAUAAAUGCCCUUGUCACUUCUCCAUAUGAACUUGAUUUUCGAAUACAUUUAAGGAAUGAAUUUCUUCGUUCAGGACUAAAAGCAAUGUUACCAGAUCUAAAAGAAAAAGAGAAUGAGGAGCUUGAUAUUCAGUUGAAAGUAUUUGAUGAGAACAAAGAGGACGACCUAAAUGAAUUGUCUCACCGUCUGAAUGACAUUCGAGCAGAAAUGGAUGAUAUGAAUGAAGUAUACCAUCUUCUGUAUAAUAUGUUGAAAGACACUGCUGCUGAAUCUUAUUUAUUAUCCAUUCUACAACAUUUUUUGCUUAUCAGAAAUGACUACUAUAUCAGACCACAGUAUUAUAAGAUAAUUGAAGAGUGUGUUUCACAGAUAGUGCUGCACUGCAGUGGUAUGGACCCAGACUUCAAGUAUAGGCAAAGAUUAGACAUUGAUUUCACUCAUCUCAUAGAUUCUUGUGUGAACAAGGCAAAAGUUGAAGAAAGUGAACAAAAAGCAGUGGAAUUUUCAAAGAAGUUCGAUGAAGAAUUCACUGCUCGACAGGAAGCUCAAGCUGAGCUUCAAAAAAGAGAAGAAAAAAUCAAAGAACUGGAAACAGAAAUCCAGCAACUUCGGACCCAGGGACAUGGACCCUCAGGUUCAGUAGGCCCUCCAGGCCCUCCUCCACCACCACCAAUGCCAGGUGUUGGCCAAGCUCCACCACCACCUCCACCACCACCUCUACCUGGAGUUCCUCCUCCUCCACCACUUCCAUUACAUGGAGUGGGACCAGUACCACCACCACCACCACCACCACCUUUGUCUGGGGGGCCUCCUCUGCCACCACCGCUUGGAGGAGUUCCUCUUCCCCCAGGAGCACCACUUGAUCUUCCCUAUGGAAUGAAGCAGAAAAAAAUAUAUAAACCUGAAGUAUCCAUGAAGAGAAUCAAUUGGUCAAAGAUUGAGCCCAAAGAAUUAUCUGAGACCUGUUUCUGGUUAAAAGUGAAAGAAGACAAGUUUGAGAAUCCAGAUCUCUUUGCAAAAUUGACCCUGAAUUUUGCUACGCAGAUAAAAGUUCAAAAAAAUGCAGACACUUCAGAAGAAAAAAAGACUGUACCUGCAAAGAAGAAAGUAAAAGAAUUGAGAGUUUUGGAUCCCAAAACAGCUCAGAAUCUCUCUAUCUUCUUGGGAUCAUACCGCAUGCCAUAUGAAGACAUAAAAAACAUCAUUUUGGAGGUUAAUGAAGACAUGCUAAGUGAGGCCUUAAUUCAGAACCUUAUAAAACAUCUUCCUGAGCAGAAGGUACUCAAUGAAUUGGCACAGUUUAAGAAUGAAUAUGAUGACCUUUGCGAACCUGAGCAGUUUGGAGUAGUGAUGAGCUCAGUGAAAAUGUUACGGCCUCGUCUCAAUAGCAUUCUUUUCAAGCUCACAUUUGAAGAACACGUAAACAACAUCAAACCAAGCAUCAUAGCAGUAACUCUGGCUUGUGAAGAACUGAAGAAAAGUGAAAGCUUUAACAGACUUUUAGAGUUAGUUCUUUUGGUUGGAAACUACAUGAACUCAGGCUCAAGAAACGCCCAAUCUUUGGGUUUUAAGAUCAACUUCCUUUGUAAGAUCAAAGAUACUAAAUCAGCAGAUCAAAAGACAACGCUUUUGCAUUUUAUUGCUGAAAUUUGUGAGGAAAAAUACCGCGAUAUCCUGAAAUUUCCUGAAGAACUAGAACAUGUAGAAAGUGCAAGCAAAGUUUCAGCUCAAAUCCUCAAGAGCAACCUUGCGACCAUGGAACAACAAAUUAUUCGUCUGGAACACGACAUCAAGAAAUUCCUCCAAGCAGAAAAUCAACAUGAUAAGUUUGUGGAAAAGAUGACAAGCUUUACGAAGAGUGCCAGAGACCAAUAUGAAAAACUGUCCACCAUGCACAACAACAUGAUCAAGCUGUAUGACAGUCUUGGAGAAUACUUCAUUUUUGACUCUAAGACAGUAAGCAUAGAAGAAUUUUUUGGUGAUCUCAGCAACUUCCGAACUCUGUUUCUGGAAGCAGUGAAAGAAAAUAAUAAGAGACGAGAAAUGGAAGAGAAGACUAGGAGGGCAAAGCUUGCAAAAGAGAAGGCUGAACAAGAAAAGCUGGAACGUCAGAAGAAAAAGAAGCAACUCAUUGAUAUAAACAAAGAAGGUGAUGAAACUGGGGUGAUGGAUAAUCUCCUAGAGGCUCUACAGUCCGGUGCAGCCUUCCGAGACCGAAGAAAGCGGAUUCCAAGGAACCCAGAUAACAGGCGAGUACCUUUGGAAAGGUCACGCUCACGCCACAAUGAAGCUAUCUCAUCUAAGUGAUUCCUAAUGCCAAAGAAUAUGAAAACAUUUAAACAAAAUCGUACAUUUUCAGAAGAACAAAACAGGCACUCAAGGGAUGGAAAUAAGUGUAUCUCUGCAAAGGUCAAGCUAAACUGGAUGAAGUAAUGUGCAUUUGUACAACUGUUGCAAGAUUCCUCCCACGAUUAUACUAAUCUGAACAUGGUUGUUGAGAUUAUAAAAUGUUUGUUCCACUUAAUUUAAAGAAGUGUAUUAUUUAUUGUUGUGUGUGACCUGAUUCUUAAAAUGCAAGUGUAAGAAGCUGAGUGAUUCCUAAGGCUUUCAAACAUAUUGUCUGUGAAAACUUAACAUCUUAAAUUUCUAGGUCACUCCCACCAAAAUAAAGAAGAUAAAAGAACAGACAGAAAGAAUUAUUCACGUCUGCUUCCAAAGUUUAUUAUAUAUAAAAAGAAAAAUCGAAGAGAAAUGUUCUUGUCAAUGAUUUGGGACUGUGCUAAUAUUCCUCACAUUGUAAGAGAAACCAUUUUGGAAAUUUUCAAAAGUACUGUUCCACCCCAGUCCGGGUAUAUAGAAUUUUAUCUCAAGUGAAAGCUGAUAGAUUCAUCUGCUUUGGCUGAUGUUACACUUAUCAUUAGUCUAGCAUUUCAGCGUGAUAUUGCAGACACUUCUCACUGCUAAAAAUAAACCAAAGUUUAACAGAAUCAGUUAGGGAAAAUGACUUAAACUUUAUUUAAAGAGAUAUUUUCUAAUUAUGCAUAGAUAUCUACUUUAUAUAAAUACUUUAUAUGGCUAUUUUUGAGAAAAUCCCCACAUUUUAAAGCUUAUGCUAGGAAUGAACCUCAACACUCUAUUCUCUUUACAUCUCUUUCAAAGGCAAAUACUGUUUCUUAUUCUGUGAUUUAUUUCUUCUCUCUAUUGCUUCUUUCUUCCUUGACCCUCUUGAAGGCAGGGAAUAGAGUUCCAGAAGACCUGAAAAAUAUUUUGUCUGUAGGAAGAAGCAGAAAACUGUUGAAAAGGUCAAUUAUUUUUUCCUGUCCCUUUCUGUUCCCUUCUCCAAUCCCAGUUUGGUGGUCCGAAGGAGAAAAUGAAAUCAUAUACAGAUCCCGGCAACUAAGUGAGCUUCUCAGUCAUCAUCACGCUUACUUAUCCAUUCACACAUUCAAAUGAUGCUAACCAAACAACUCUAGGAAGAAAAAUAAGCUCUAUAUUUUGUCUUAAAUAGAUGAGAGCAUAAAAGUUAUACUUAACUUGCCUAUUACUUUAAAAUAUGCAUUGAAAUAAUUGGUAUAACUUCUCUGGAGUGCAAUUUCAAGACUAAUUCAUGCAGAUGAUAGUGAUUACUAUAAAAUAUUUCUUAUAUGUAUAUUCCUUAGGUAGAAAAUCCUAUUUCCACUCCUCCAAAGCAUGUUAUAAGCAUUCAGAGCAAAGACACGCAGGACUGGCUUGGUAAGUCAUUAUGGGAUAAUGUGAACAAGUGACCAAUAGCUCACAGAUUCCUUUAGGUACAUGUGCACUAAUUUAAACUGCUGCCUUUAUUCCAGUGAAUUCUUACUUGAGUAUUAUAUUUCAAACUUUUCUGAGGAUGCUACAAUAGAGAAAAUAAAAAGUGACAACAUUUGAGAUUUCCUAUUUUUCCUAUCUUAAAACAUGUACACGCACACACAAACAUAUUUAAGAACAUAUCCAUUUCACAUACUAUUUUUUAGCAAGAAUAACAAAAAUGUAGGUCCUACUAAUUUGUGUAAAUAACUAAUGUGUAUGUUUUGACGUUAUAGUCUUUUCUAAAAUCUUCAUGAUAUGUCUUCUUUUUGAUACCUUUUCAGGCUGUAGGAAAAUGGUUUUAAAAUGUAAAUCCUCGGGGACUGGGGAUUUAGCUUAGCAGCACAGCGCCUGCCUGGCAAGUGCGAGGUUGUGAGUUCCAUUCCCGGUACCGGAAAGAAAUCAAAAAAAAAGAAAAAGAAAGCAAAUCCUCACUGAAAUUUGGGGCAUUUUCCAUGCCAUAUUAUUAAGCUGGUCAAGGUAGAAAAGCUGAUGUGAAUCACCUUUUCCAGAUGUGAACUUGCGUUGUUUUCUAGUUUGUGAACAAGAAUGAAUGAACUAUUAUUAAUAAGUUGCAUAUUUGUGUUUAAAACAAUCUCACUAUUUUCACACAUAUUGAAAAGCCUUACAGAAUCCAAUAAUUAAGUUAAAGGAUUUGCUUAUCGGAUUUGUAAUGGUGCUGUUCUAGCUACUUGGCAGUUUUGUUUUGGAUUGAAACACAUGACCAAGAGGAGUACAUAGUGACAUUUUUAGUAUAGAACCAAAUUAUGUUAAACUCUUUUAUUACUGCUGUAUAUGAGCAGUACCAUUUUUCAGAUUUUCUUUGAAAUGUAAAAAAAAAUACAAAGCUUUUAAAACAUUAACUAGUUAUACUGAUUUCAUUUGGCUGCUCUAAUGACCUCAAGUUUGGUGGUUCACCGCAACUGAAAGUCUCUCACAGUUUUGGAGGCCAGAAGCAUGAAAUGUAGGUGGCAGCAGGCAGGGCCAUACUCCCUGCAGAAUCUCUGGUGAAAAAUCAUUUCCUGCCUCUUCUAGCUUCUGGUGGCUAUUGUCAUUCCUUGGCUUCUGGCCACAUUUCUGUCUGCUCAUCUUCACAUCACCUGCUCUGAGUACCUAAUCUGAAUACUUAUGCUGAGAUCGAGGGACCACCCAAUUAAUCUCAUCUCAAGAGCUUUAAUUUCAUUAGUUCUGUAAGACUCUUACACAUGCAGUAAUAGUUCCAGGUUCCAGGGAUUAUGAUGUUGACAUACCUCUGGCCCUACCCCCAAUUUUGGUCUCUCCCAUGUGUGAAAUACAUUCACCCCAUCUCAAUAUUCCCAAAUUUCAACAUACUACAAUGUCAGUUCUUUUUUGUUUUGUUUUGUUUUGUUUUGAGAUAGGUUCUUGCUAUGUAGUCCAGGCUGGCCUCAAACUCGCAAUGAUCCUCCUGCCUCAGCCUCUCGAGUACUGGAAUUAGAGGCAUGGCUACCACGUCUGCCACAUAAACACUUAAAUCUAAAAUUUUGUCCAAAAAUCACUUUGAAACUCUCAGAUCCCAACAUCUAAAUAAAGUAUGUGUAAAACUCUGGCUAUGAACCAUCCUAGGGCAAUACCCUUUCCCUAUGUGAACAAGUAUAAUAAAACAAAUUGUUUUCUUGCAAACACUAGUGAAAUGGGCACGGGAUAAUAAUUAUAGACAUUCCUGUUCCAAAAGUGAGAGAGUGGAAAGCAGAAAGAUCACUUGUCCCACUCAUUUUCAAGAAACAGCCAAACAAAUGCUUCUUAGGUUUCAAGGCCUGGCAAUAGCCUGCUGUGUCUCAGGGCUCCAUUUUCUGGAUCUGAAUGGUUCUUUUUUCUUGGAUCGCGGAUUGGCCCUCUGGCUCUGUACCCAUGCCUCAUACUUCCACCUCUGCUCCCAUGCUUAGGUCUCUGUCUUUGUACCUACACCUCUGGCCUUGGAGUGAUCCUUCCUUUAUUAAUUGCAGCUGAGUGGUUGCAUUAGUCUCUUUUCUGCCUGUAGAAUUGUGGUACUCUGACCUUCUUUCAUUUUGUCUGGUUUCUAUCCUUUUCAGGACACACUGGAAGUGUUUCUGCUCGUGUAACAUUCUCAGAAACCUCGCGAGGCUCCCACAUAUGUCAUGUUGAUUUCACACAUUCAGGAAAGAAGACCCUUACACAUCUGUCCUGGAUAAGCUCAUCUCUGUUCCUGGUUUCUGCUGAGAUGGUGAUGUGAAUCCAUAAGUCAAUGCCUACUCUCUUCAGCACUAGCCAAACAUUGUCCAGUCACAGGGUAGGCCUUAUCUCCAGGGCACUUUCCUAACAGUGAAUAUCCUUACCUUACUAUCUGUUACAAUCUGGAUAGACUCAGAAUUUCCCAAAUCAUCAAGAGCUCAUUCUUUUUUUACUUCUUAAUUCAUUCUUCAGUUUAUCUCUUUCCUCUCUAUUUUACUAUAGACAGCAAGAAGUAACUAGGCCAUUCCUCCAACACUUUGCUUGCAAAUCUCCUCAGUUAAAUAUUCAAGUUCCUCAUUUAUAAGUUCUGCUUUACACACAACUGUAGGGGUCAAUUCAGAUAAGCUGUCUGCCACUGAAUAACAAAGACUGCCUUUCUUGCAGUUUCCAAUAAAAUGUUCUGUAUUUCCUUCCAAGCCCUCAUCAGAAAUGUCUUUACAUUCAUAUUUCUAUCAAAAGUCUUGUUGAGGAAAUGUAUACUUUUUCUGUUGAGUGCAUCAAAAUUCUUCCAGCCUCCAUCCAUUAUCCAAGUCCAUUGCUACUUUCUCAUUUUAGGUAUUCGUUACAGCAAUAUCCCAUUUCCCAGUACCAAAAUCUAUAUUAGGUUCCUGUCAUUACUCUAACAAAUUACUCGACACAGGGUGGUUUAAAAAAACAGAUAUUCAUUCUCUUACUGUUUUGGAUUCCCGAAGUCCAAAAUUGAGAUUUUGGCAUGGCUAUGUUUCUGAAUGCUCUAGGAGAAAAAUCCAUACAUUCCAUCUUCUUUUUCUGUGGCUAUCAUUGUUCCUUGAUUUGUGACAGUACCUCUUUGCUCCGUCUUCAUGUCAUAUUCUCUUCUGUGUAUCUAAUUGACCUCCACCUCUGUCAUACAAGGACACUCAUGAUGCCAUUUAGGGCUUACCCAGAUGGCCUGCCCAGAUCAUCUGUGAAAAUCUCAUCUGAUGAUCCUUAAUUUAAUUACAUCUUCAAAGACCCCUUUAUCCAAAUAAAAUAAUUUCACAAAUUCUGUGGAUUAGGACAUGAGCAUAUCCUUUUUGGGUGGGUCUCCAGCCACUACACUAGUUAUAUCAUGUAAAUGUACUUAACACUUUUUAAAAUGCAUCCUUGGUGCUCAAGCCAAACUUAAGAUUGUCUCUAAGGUUGUUAUCUACACAGGUUACUGCAUGCUUUGUUUUAAGUGGAUUAAAAACUAUUCUAAAUUUUGGUUGAUACUUUUGCCACUAUGGUGAGUUAGCUGAAAAAACAUCAGUGAUAUCAACUCUGUGCUCUGGUGUAUCUUUUCUGCCCUUUCUAUGGUGUAUCUGACCAAAUGUCUUCUGUGAUUUAUAAUGCAGGCACAAAACUACCUCUGAUACAGAAAGUUCUUUACAAGCUUAUUUAGAUAUUGUGAAUCCCUCAGAUGAAGGGAGAAGUGCAAGCAAAGACUUCAUUGAAUGGGUAUUGAGGGAGAUUGUGUCCAUACAAAGCCACCUUGCAGAAGUAUUUCAGAAGCAGUAAAAAUUUAGAUUUAUGUUCUCCUUUUGCCUGGGAAUAAACACCUGUCUCUAAGCAGGACCAAGAAUGACUUGCAACCUGUAUGUAAUGCCUACUUACUUAUUCAAUAAAGUUAAGAUAUACAUUAA